UAAUGUUACAUGUAUGUAUAUGUAUAUCUUAAAUAAUCAUCAUACAUUAUUGCUACAUUGGUCAAAAUGAUACUUAAGUAUUUCUUUCCUUUAUAUAUUAUCAACAUAUUUACAGGAUGGAUCACAUUCCCCGUCUAUCAGAGGUCCUGUACGUUGGUCUGUGUCGUAAGAUAGGAACACCGACAGAAGUAGCCAUCAGAAGGGAUGUGCUGGACAUGGAGGAGAUGAUAAUGAAACCUGUUUAUAAUCAGAUAGGAUAUGUAAUGGUGGAGAGUGGCAGUUAUAGAGAGGGAUUUAGGAUGAGUUCUUCUGACAGGGAUAGAAUGCUCUGGUUUUGCAAUUAUAAACUAAUAACUGACGUUUCCCAGUCUCGGCUUUAUAAUUCAUCAAAGCAUACGAUUGUGCUCAUAGAAAAUUCUGAUACGCCGCCAGGAUUUGUCAAACUGCGCCUCCUAAUACCAGUACCGCUAUCAUACAUUGUUUUCUUUAAUAGUGGAGCUUAUUUAUCUAGUCGUCUGUGGAGAGAAAAACAUUUUCAAUUCCUGCUAAAGAGUAGCUCCAAAUCUUACCCUUUAAAUUUAACAAUUCAAAUGCAUGGUCCUUGUAGUAAUUCUAUUUUGGGCCCUUUUGAACUUGAUAUAGGUUGGUGUUUAGCCUCUUUUCCUUGGCCUAAACUAUCAAGAAGUUGUAUUGAGAGAUGCCAGAGACAUACCUGGCCGUCUACAUCUGUGUUGGAAAAAAUUCUAAAAAACGAAUGUCACUGUAUGCCUAUUAGAAGUAAAGUUGAAUCGCCUUAUAACGAACUGGAAUGGAGAUUAUCGUUUUCUAAAGCCGAGCAACAACUAGUGUGUAGCAUGAAUCAUACACAAUUUCUAUGUUACGGACUUCUAAAAUUAUUUCUGAAGGAAGUUAUUAACUACAAUUAG
This is a messenger RNA of Saccostrea cuccullata (small rock oyster), 926 nucleotides long. RefSeq lists its product as uncharacterized. The transcript has a single exon. The record is from RefSeq and is a predicted model, not a curated record. NCBI's taxonomy places the organism in Eukaryota, Metazoa, Mollusca, Bivalvia, Ostreida, Ostreidae. Bases 117 to 926 code for a protein of 269 amino acids.